CAAAUAAGGUUGCAGUGUUUAUAUGUUAGCUUAACCCGUUGGUGUCACAUAAUGAAGAUAUAAGUCUAGUGUUACUUAGUCAACGGCCAUAUAUUUGCCAUGGCUACUUUAUGGGGCUCUAAAGUAUUCUCGUAUCGCGGUUUGUUGUCGAGAAUAAGUAGGACAGUCCCUGCGAGCGGCCUUGAUCUAAGGAGUUUAUGUCCGUGUCAAGGUGAAACAGCUUUGUGUAGACAAACAAGCUAUCCCUGGUGGAAUGCUGCCGAGAGGCCUUUUUCUCAUGGCGGUGGGUCAGUUGUGGAGCAGCAGACCCUGAAUAGCAUUGCGAAGAACAUCCAAGAGCAGCAGUACAAGAGAGUGGUUGUGAUGGCCGGGGCAGGGAUUAGCACACCCAGUGGCAUCCCAGAUUUCAGGUCACCUGAUAGCGGUCUCUAUGACAACCUGCAAAAGUAUAAUCUGCCUUAUGCUGAGGCUAUUUUUGAAAUUAACUUUUUUCACCACAAUCCUAAACCAUUCUUUGCUCUGGCCAAAGAGUUGUAUCCCGGAAAUUACCUUCCUAAUUCUGCACACUAUUUUGUGCGGCUGCUUCAUGAGAAGGGUCUGCUUCGCAGGAUGUACACACAGAAUAUCGACGGCUUGGAAAGAUUGGCAGGGAUCCCUCCUGACUUGCUUGUGGAGGCCCACGGGACAUUUGCCACGGCCUCCUGCACUGUUUGCAGACGCAAAUACGAGGGAGAAGAACUACGACCAGACUUGAUGAGCGGAGUGAUUCCUAAAUGUCCGACUUGUAAGGGCAUUGUAAAGCCAGACAUCGUUUUUUUUGGGGAGGAGCUGCCACUUCAAUUCUUCAAUUAUCUGACAGACUUUCCACUCGCAGAUCUCCUCAUCGUUAUGGGCACAUCACUGAAGGUGGAGCCCUUUGCCAGUCUCGCUGGAGCUGUGCGUGGAUCUGUUCCUCGACUCCUCAUCAACAGGGACCUCGUAGGCCCAUUUGCAUUGAGGAACCGUCGACAAUGUGACGCUGUGCUGCUGGGUGACGUGGUGAGCGGCAUCCAAAUUUUGGUUGAUGCUCUCGGUUGGACUCAGGAGCUGGAUGCUCUGAUGGCAGGUGCCACUAAGAAAACUGAAACAAAGACUACUGAAGAAUGAUGGCUUUCCGAAGAUUAGCACCCUGUUGUUCUCCAGAUGAGCACAUCUUGAAAGAAAUAGUGAAAAGUGGACCACAUUUGCAUUAACUUCACUUACUGUACAUGUAUUGCAGAUGUAAAAACAUAUAAAACAAAUGUGAAAUCAAAUAUCAAGUUACACAAAGGUUAGAUAAAUUGUAUACAGUGUUCCCUCGUUUAUCGCAGGGGAUAGGUUCCCAAAACAGCCCGCAAUAAGUGAAAUGUGCCAAGUAGCCAAAUAUAUUUUUAUUUUAAGGUUGUAAAACCCCUUACCAUGCACUUUAUACACUUUUCUCAUACAGGCAUUAACAUUUUAUCACAUUUCUCUGUUUUUUUUAAACACUCUCAAAGUUCAAACUUAGUUUGAAUUUUAACGAUCAACUUCCGAGAUUGGACACAAGAAAUAAAGUGACUCACGCAUAUUUCACUCCUCUGAUCAUGGCUUGUCCUGGCGCCGUCAGGUUGUAGCGUUUUUGUAUCGUUGUUAAAACAUAUUACUCCUCCUCGUCCUCCAUGAACCGAAGUUUCAUUUAUAGCAUUCCAGGUGCCCUACAGCCGCGUAACUUCUGCCUUCAUUCAGCAUGUAUGAUCGCUCGCAGCUAGCUAGCAGCUAGCGAUUAUACAACAGGAAACAGGCAGUCCUGCACGAAGGAGAUUGAUUGACAAUGGUCUACAGCCAUCAGAAUGGAGAACACAAAGGUCGGAUUCUCCCUUAGCCAAUCAGGACUGUUGUGGCUCUAUAUUUAAUGAGAUGAACUGGACACGUCUGGCCACGUCUUCAACUCUCACAUGAGUAUACAACACUCUCUACUGAUAGCUGUAGUAAAUACAAUAAUAGACACAUAGAACAGAGCACCGAUAGAUCACUCUAAUACAUCACAAGGACGCAGAACAGAAUGUGUGUUCAUACGCUAUUAAAAAAAAAAAAGUGCAAAAUUGCACUUAAAGAAAUCAGUGAAAGCUGAACCGUGAUGUAGCAACACUGAACAUAUUAGAUGAUGAGAGAAAAUGCUUAAAAAAAAAAAAAAAAAGUACUUUUGUGUUUUUUAAUUUCUGGCCAUUUUCUAAUUUAUUCCCUCUGAAAAUAGGCUGUUUUUUUCCACAGAAAAAACAUCUCAUUCACCAUAAGUUGGUAACAAUUUAUAGAUACACCAUAAUACAGGUAAAAUGUACAGCAUACCCCUACCACUGUUAGAAAGCGCACAAUUUUUACGUUUGUGUCUUUAUUCUUAACUGAUAAUGUUUUUCAUUAAGCAUUGAGAUUUUGCACAUACUUGUUUGCUGAGAUGCAAAAGUGAAACUUAUACCCUCCUGAUUAAAAUUCUAAGACCAAUUGAAGAAUUGUUAGAGUUCACACUUUGCACUGUUGGCUCUUAAGGAGGAUCAAAGUAGAGGUUCAGAAUGCAAAAAGAAGAAAUGGGAGUGAGACAAAAAAAAUGUUUGAGUAAAAAAUUUAUUGCAAACAACAAACCGAAACAGGAUGUUCAUUAGCUGACCAAGAGUUUAAGACAAUAUCUCAAAAAAACAACAACCCAAAAACCCCCUAAAAUGGAAAUGAAUUGUUCAAAAAAGGAGUCAGUAAUGAGCUAAGUAAUAGCUACACCAUUCUUAUUAAUCACCUCAAAAAUUGGUUUGGGCAUGCUUGAUACCAGUGUUUCCCGGAGGCUAGUGGAAAUGUUGCUUCAGAUGGUGAAGAUGGCUUCACACAGGGCAUCCACUGUCUGGAACCGAUGUCCAUUUUUGUAAACUUCCCUUGCCAUCCAUCCCAUCCAAUGUUCUCAAUUGGAUUUAGAUCAGGGGAACACGCAGGAUGGUCCAAAAGAGAGGUUAUUCCUUUGGAAGAAUUCCUUUGUCAGGCGAGCAUUGUGAACUGCAGUGUUGAAAAAGCCAGUCAUUGCCACACAGAGAGAGGGCCUUCAGUCAUGAGGGAUGCCCCCUGCAACAUCUUCACAUACCCAGCUGCUGUUUGACCACCCUGCACAACCUGAAGCUCCGUUGUUCCAUUGAAAGGAACGACCCCAGAUCAUGAUGGCGCCCCCUCUACUGUGCUGUGUGGAAAACAUCUCAGGUGGAAUCUCUUUGUCAUGCCAGUAAAGUUGGAUGCCAUCAAGACCGUCAAGGUUACAUUUUUCUCAUCAGAGAAUAAAAUGUUCUUCCACCUUUCAAUGGACCAUGUUUGGUGCUCUUGUGCAAAUUCCAAAUGGGCAAUUUUGUGGCGUUGAAGGAGACAAGGCCUUUGAAGAUGUUUUUUUUCUCCUUAAAACCGUUCUCUUACAGAUGCCGUAUGAUGGUUAUUGGACUGCACUUUGCACCAGUAACAACCUUCAUUUGGGCCGAGGAUCGUCGCAUGUCUUGAUGGCCAGCCAAUGGGAUCCUCCCUCUCAUGGACGGUCAUAUUUUUUUGGGUCUACCACUUGCCUUUUCUGUUCCAUAACCCUUAGGAUCUUUGAAGAAGUUUCAAAUGACUGUCUUACUGCAUCCAACCUUAACAUCAAUGGCAUGCUGCUAGAACCCUUGUUUAUGUAGCUCAGCAAUCCGACCGCGUUGAGAGAGAAAGUGUUUUUUCUUUUGCCAUGACGAAAUCUUGACAGUGUGAAUACCUGACGGAAAAUGACAAUGAAUCCACAUUGUUGCCAAGAUUUUGGCCUUUAAAGGCUGUGGUCUUAACAUUUUGAUCAGCUGAUGAACAACCUAUUUCACUUUCAUGCUUGUUUGCAAUACAUUUCUCACUCAAAACAUUUUUGGCUCACGC
Messenger RNA from Dunckerocampus dactyliophorus (ringed pipefish), 3915 nucleotides. RefSeq names its product sirtuin 3 (gene sirt3). Gene Ontology annotation, molecular function: NAD+ binding; histone deacetylase activity, NAD-dependent. The transcript has 8 exons. The record is from RefSeq and is a predicted model, not a curated record. The coding region runs from base 100 to 1146 and encodes 348 amino acids. Lineage: Eukaryota; Metazoa; Chordata; Actinopteri; Syngnathiformes; Syngnathidae.